This is a messenger RNA of Drosophila persimilis, 1114 nucleotides long. Its product is annotated as cilia- and flagella-associated protein 299. The transcript is spliced from 2 exons. The record is from RefSeq and is a predicted model, not a curated record. Lineage: Eukaryota; Metazoa; Arthropoda; Insecta; Diptera; Drosophilidae. The coding region runs from base 19 to 1077 and encodes 352 amino acids.
AAAAUCCAGAGCAAAACCAUGUCUUACGACAGUUCAACGUCCACACCUGAUGGAUGGGGUGGACCCCGGCCGAGUUUUACAUUGUCUGUCGGUAGUCGCUCCCUUGGAGCGCCCAUGCCUAGCCUGGCCUCAGUUUUUGGUAGUGACUCACACUGGUAUAAUAUGGUUACUUUAAGCGGAUCUCGUUCCGGCAGCAGUUCAAGGGGAACAGUUGGAAAAUCCAUCCCUAGUUGGAUAUCUGGCCUGCGUUCGAAACGGCCAAGUAUAACUCGCUUGAUCCAGAAAAAUUACGAAAAUGCUGUAGAUUUCAGAUCAGUAGAGAGCAAACUUGAUAUCAGCACCCUAUCUCACAUUUCUCUUCCAAUGGAAAAGCCAAGCGAAACGUUGGCCAAAAAAGAAAGGCUAAUGGCGGAAACUGUAGCCAAAUACGACUAUGAAGACUAUCUAAAUACGUUUGUCAAGUUGGAGGACAGAAGGUACUUGACAAGUGAACGGGUCAUGCAGAUGUUAGUGCCGUUUAGAGUCAUUCCCGGGAAGAUUUUGUUGAGCGAAUCCAAGUUUCAGAUGGAACAAGCAAAAGGUCCUCUGGGGGCUCACUAUAUUCUCACGCAGAAUACUAUUGCCAAUGAUCCACUGGCCAUAGCACUGGCCGAGCGCGAGAAACUCAAUGCCGUUAAAGAGAUUUCGAGCAUUAUAUUUAUAAGCACUCGUGACUCCAAGGGCUUUAGCAUAUCUGGCUAUAUUGACUAUGAACAGAGUUUACGGCACUGCAAGUUGGGCUAUUCUUCGGCACACGAUUGGGUCAAUAUUUUUGCCGGUAAUAAGCGUCUCGAGCCGAACGAAAACGACCUGAGUUUCAUCACAUGGAAGACGGGCAAAGUCUUUUACAAUAAUUCGGAUAAUUACAAGAUUAUUCCGGACGCCAUGAAGGGUUUGUGUUUCCAGCACAAGGGCGAUGGUUGUGUGAUUCUUAUUGAAAAGCGCAUGACUGAGGAUAAUCCAAAGUGCAGUUUUGUGGAAUCAGCAAAAAAUGGUUCGAUCAUUAUCUAUGAUCAUAAAAUAAGGCGAAAAAAUUGAUGUGACAUUAAUCGAAAUGCAAUGAGUUUUAUUUUUA